AACUGGUUGGGGAAAUUAGAUUACAAGAGCAGUAGCAGAAGAUGAAAAUAGAAAAAGUGUUGUCAUCUUCCAUUGCCCUCAAGUAUCUUUACCGUUUAUAAGGAUGGUUGGUUGUAUUGCAGGAGUAGUUCUCAGAGGUAAAAAAAUAAGCUUAUUAGGAAUAAGUUGCAAAAGAAAUUAGGGCUGCAAUCCUAUCCAGAUCUGCAUGGGUGUAAAUCCUGCUGAAUCCAAUGGGACUUACUUCUAAGUAGACACUUAUAAACUUGCACUGAACAUACUUGUAUUAAAUUGUGUCUCUGCAAUCCUGAACAUAUUUACUUGUGUAAGCACAGUGAGACAUGUUUCUGAAUAAACAUGCAUAGGAUUGUGCGUGUGUUAGCAUGAUAACAGGCUAUCAAAUUGGACAGGACUUUUCUUCAAAGAGCAGACUUCUCUGCGACCUGAACAUUUGCUAUCCUGACACUACAGCUGGUCCAGAGAUAGAUAUAAUCUGCAUCUUGUGUUAAUCUGAACCUUGUGCUAUCUAAAAUUCUUUCCUAUACCGUUAGGGUCAAUUUUUUGUAAUAGUUAAAGUGAAAAUUCCCCAAAUGACAUGUUAUUUGAAAGAACACCCCAGAAGUUCUUUCAUAAAUAAAAGUUGCAGAUUGACAACAUAUUAAAUCUAUAAACUCUAGAAGAUGGUCAAAUUCAUUCAGUGUGUAUAUCUUCUGUCUCAUUCAUUCUCCAGGCAUCCACAUUUUAAAGCAGGGAUGGGGAAGCUGUACUCCCUCAGCUGUUGUCAGGCUCCAGCUCCCAUCAGCCCCAGACAGCAUGCCCAAUAAUUAGAGAGAUGAAAGUUGAAGUUCAGCAAUAUUUGCCUGGCACCAGGCUUUCCACUCCUGUGCUCAAAAUGAAAUAUGACGGCAAGACCUGCUCCCAUAAGUAUGUUCCCCGUGCAAUCCUGGUGGACCUGGAGCCCGGAACUAUGGACAGCGUGAGGUCCAGCAAAAUAGGUCCACUCUUUCGACCUGAUAACUUUAUUCAUGGAAAUUCAGGUGCUGGCAACAACUGGGCAAAAGGGCAUUACACCGAAGGGGCCGAACUGAUUGAAAACGUGAUGGACGUCGUGAGAAACGAGUGUGAGGGAUGCGACUGCCUGCAGGGCUUCCAGCUCACCCAUUCCCUUGGUGGUGGGACGGGGUCCGGAAUGGGCACUCUUCUGAUCAACAAAAUCAAGGAGGAAUACCCUGACCGGAUCAUGAACACCUUCAGCGUAGUGCCAUCGCCAAAAGUUUCGGACACCGUUGUUGAGCCAUACAAUGCCAUCCUAUCAAUCCACCAGCUGAUAGAGAACACGGACGAAACCUUCUGCAUUGAUAAUGAAGCUUUAUAUGACAUAUGCUUUAGAACACUGAAGCUACCCACUCCAACCUAUGGGGACCUCAACCACCUGAUGUCCCUCACCAUGAGUGGCGUCACCACCUCACUCCGCUUUCCUGGCCAGCUCAAUGCAGACUUGAGGAAGUUGGCAGUCAACAUGGUGCCUUUCCCUCGACUACAUUUCUUCAUGCCGGGCUUUGCCCCACUGACAGCCCGAGGCAGCCAGCAAUAUAGAGCUCUCUCAGUCCCAGAGCUCACGCAACAGAUGUUUGAUGCAAGGAACAUGAUGGCAGCCUGCGACCCACGUCAUGGGCGCUAUUUAACUGUGGCGUGCAUCUUCAGAGGUCAGAUGUCUACCAGAGAGGUGGAUGAACAGCUGUUGUCUGUGCAGACCAAGAACAGUAGCCAUUUUGUAGAGUGGAUCCCCAACAAUGUCAAAGUGGCUGUAUGCGACAUUCCACCUCGUGGGCUAAAGAUGGCUGCCACCUUCAUAGGGAACAACACAGCCAUACAACAGAUCUUCAGUAGGAUCUCUGAGCAGUUCUCAGCAAUGUUCAGGAGGAAAGCAUUUCUACACUGGUAUACUGGGGAAGGAAUGGAUGAGAUGGAAUUUUCUGAAGCUGAAAGCAACACAAAUGACUUGGUGUCUGAAUACCAGCAGUAUCAAGAUGCCACGGCGGAUGUAGAAGAAUAUGAGGAGGUGGAAGUUAGCCAAGAAGAAGAAAAGGAAGCCCUUAAACAUAAUAGUGAUGACUGAACUUUGCCCCCAGAGCAUACCUGUUAUUACCAUCUAUAUGGCGCCUGGACUCACCAAUGUUUCCAAGGGAACUUUUAUGAUACUGAAUGCAGGAACGACCAUUUUUUGUGCAUUAAACCAAAGUAUAUGUAACCACAUUGUUGCCUCCAAAAACUUGUAUACCUGAACAAAUCCCCCUACUUCUUCUGAAUUAGUGCCUCUAACUCCAAAUAAGAGAUUUUAAAACAGGAAAAAAUAAGUAUACCAGUCCAGCAUGCUGCUUGAGAGGACAUAUCCAAGCACUUCAGGUGAUGGACUAGAUUACAAAGGAUAGCAUAACAGCUGAGAGCAGCAAAGUAGUUAAAAAGACAGACAAAAAGCUUCAGUUCCGCCCUGGUCAAACGCAACAAUUGACUGUCCAGGAUGAAGUUGCACAUCUCUACCUAAACCAAGAGACACGCCUAGUUAGUUCUGUGGAGGAUUGAACAGUGUGUUCAGCAUGUACAUCUCCUUGUGGGAUCAGGGUGACAGUGCCUAGGCAAGAGUAUUUACUGCCUUUCUUGACUAAACCAACUCUUGUGUACAUUUGUCAGAUGAGUUUGUUAAUCUCCAAAGAAGGAAUUCAAAUCUACAUAGCUGUUCCCACUGUGCUUCAAUCUUUUGGUCAGUGUGCUUUCUUCCUCGACAUUUUUCUAUAACAGUGAACUUCAGCAUAACAUCAUUCCUAAAGAUUUGAUAUUUGGAGUUUUGUGAUGAGCAGCCAAUAGUAUCCUAAGCAUAACUGCAGAAUGCCAUUUGAAUAAUAAACCAAAAAUGGCAGCUCCUUAGCCAACUGUUUAGUUGGCUUGCAUUUUAUAUAGUCUUACAGUUCCAUUCACUGGAUAGAUGUUUUUUAAUCCCCGAGAGUCAGUCGUCCACCUAUAAUGUGUGGAAGUAUAGGAAUUGCAUUGGUUGGAUUAAACCAAAAAGGUCCACUUAGUAAUUCUUUUCCCCUGUUGUUAACUAAACUUAUUUAUAUUUAUUUAUAAAGCAUUUCUAUAGUGGCUUUGGGCUCAAAAAAGAGCCUCAUAGGCUGUUUACCGCAAUAAAAUAGCAAUAUAAUUAAUAAGAACAUUCAGAGGAAAAAUAUUCAACAAAAUGUUAGAUCAAUGAAAACACAUUAAAAUGUAGCAGAACAAAAAUGUUUUAACAACUUAUAAAGGGCGACAGAGAAAGGGCAAGUCUAAUCUCUCUUAGGAGAAAAAUUCAGACUUGGGGUGGUGCCACUGAAGACUCUGCUCUAUGGCCUCACCACUCUCACCUGCCUUGGUGUGGGAUGCAGAGAUGAGCCUCAGAUGAUGACUAAAAUUGAUGCGCAGGUUCAAGUGAGAAGGGUCUGUCCUCAAAAUUUCCUGAUUCCCAACCAUGAACUGGGCUGAACUGGAACCAGUGCAAUUUUAACAAUACUGAGGUAACAUGGUCAGAAAAACAAAUCAUUUUUGCCACAGCAUUUUGCACCAGCUGUGGUUUCUAAAACUUUUUCAAAGACAGCCCUACAGAGUGCAUUGCAGUAAUCGGGAUGUGACUAAGGCAUGUGUAACUGUGGCCAGAUUUGCUUUUUCCAGGACAGGGGACAUGUUGGGUAAAGGUAUUCUGAGCCUAGCAGCCACUUGUUCAUCCAGAAGCAUCCCUAAUCUGCAAACUGGUCCCUCGGAGGAAGUGCAGCUUCCUUCAGAACAGGUUGUAUCCAGGCUUAGAUCAGCAUUUCUACCGCUGACCAUCAAUACUUUUGGCUUGUUUGAAGUGCCAGCUUGUUAGCCCAUGUCUAAUCCAUCACCGUGUAGAUACAAGUCCAGGAUAUCUACAGCCAGCACCAGCUGAAAAGGAUACUGAUGGCACUCAAACACAAAACACCAGGUGACAACUCAGCAGUUUUCAUUAGGUGUUAAACAGCACAAGGGACAGGAUGGAACCCUUAGGACCCCAAAGGAUGAUGGUUGGAAAGUUUGCUGCUUGGUGUGAAAUCAGUCCUACUCUCAUCUGGCACUCAAGAUUUUUUUUUUAGCUGUCGGUGAAAUGGAAUCUUUAUGUUCAGAAGCAAUAGAUAGAUGCAGCUCUUGUUAAUUUAUCCUCUUCUUUUAGAAGCCAUCCAAGCUAUUUACUAUUGUCACAUUUUGACCAGUGAAUUUCACAUGUUGAUUAUGUAUUUAUGUGAAGAAAUACUUCUUUUGGUCUAUCAUGACCCCUGCCACUAACCACCUUCAUUGGGUGAUCCCCUUAUAUUAAUGCAGAAAUAAGAUGGCUUCAUUCCACCACUGAAAUCAAGGAAUGAAUUAUUUCAUAAGAACAUAAGAAGAACCUGCUGGAUCAGGCCAGUGGCCCAUCUAGUCCAGCAUCCUGUUCUCACAGUGGCCAACCAGGUGCCUGGGGGAAGUCCGCAAGCAGAACCCGAGUGCAAGAACACUCUCCCCUCUUGAGGCUUCCAGCAACUGGUUUUCAGAAGCAAGCUGCCUCUGACUAGGGUGGCAGAGCACAGCCAUCACAGCUAGUAGCCAUUGAUAGCCCUGUCCUCCAUGAAUUUGUCUAAUCUUCUUUUAAAGCCAUCCAAGCUGGUGGCCAUUACUGCAUCUUGUGGGAGCAAAUUCCAUAGUUUAACUAUGCACUGAGUAAAGAAGUACUUCCUUUUGUCUGUCCUGAAUCUUCCAACAUUCAGCUUCUUUGAAUGUCCACGAGUUCUAGUAUUAUGAGAGAGGGAGAAGAACUUUUCUCUAUCCACUUUCUCAAUGCCAUGCAUAAUUUUAUACACUUCUAUCAUGUCUCCUCUGACCCGCCUUGUCUCUAAACUAAAAAGCCCCAAAUGCUGCAACCUUUCCUCGUAAGGGAGUCGCUCCAUCCCCUUGAUCAUUCUGGUUGCCCUCUUCUGAACCUUUUCCAACUCUAUAAUAUCCUUUUUGAGAUGAGGUGACCAGAACUGUACACAGUAUUCCAAAUGCGGCCGCACCAUACAUUUAUACAACGGCAUUAUGAUAUGGGCUGUUUUAUUUUCAAUACCUUUCCUAAUUAUUGCUAGCAUGGAAUUUGCCUUUUUCACAGCUGCCGCACACUGGGUCGACAUUUUCAUCGUGCUGUCCACUACAACCCCGAGGUCUCUCUCCUGGUCGGUCACCGCCAGUUCAGACCCCAUGAGCGUAUAUGUGAAAUUAAGAUUU
Molecule: messenger RNA, 5283 nt
Organism: Rhineura floridana
Lineage: Eukaryota; Metazoa; Chordata; Lepidosauria; Squamata; Rhineuridae
Gene: TUBB1
Product: tubulin beta 1 class VI
Exons: 3
Coding region: 830-2116 (428 amino acids)
Biological process (GO): microtubule cytoskeleton organization; mitotic cell cycle
Cellular component (GO): microtubule; cytoplasm
Molecular function (GO): GTPase activity; GTP binding; structural constituent of cytoskeleton
Source: RefSeq, a predicted model, not a curated record